AUGUGUAUGCGUAUCCGUCUGAAGGUAGUCCAAUAUCUGCCAAAUGGAAUACAACACCCGGUGUUAAGGGCCAGUGGACGGCCGGCUUUUAUCCUGGAGUUCUCUGCAACGGAUGGGGUGUUUGAUGAUCAGUUUAAGACAGACUCUCACGACAUUGGCUUUAUGAUAAUGUGCUCAUUUGGAAAGGGAUAUGAGUUCACACAGAAUGAUACCUACCCUAAAGUGAUAGUUACUGCCGCACACAGUUUGGCCACAAGAUUUAGCCCAAAAGUCGGUUGCAUCAGGUCGUGGGACAGUAGCCCUUUCGAUGCCAACCAAAAGGGAGAUUUCCUGGUAAUAGUGGAUAAUAUGAUGAAUUUGGAGCUACUAUUCGAGGGCUGGAAACAUACGGGCAAUGAAACCCUCUAUGAUAUCGCUGUCUCUCACGCCAACCGUACUCUCAAAGAGCACGUCCGCAAAGACUACAGUAGUUAUCAUAUCGUAGAUUUCAACCAUACCACCGGUGCUGUCAUAAGUAGACACCAGGGUCAGGGCUAUAACAACUCAUCAACCUGGGCAAGAGGACAGGCAUGGCUUGUGAAUGGAUUCACAACCACUUAUAGAUAUACAAAACAAAAGCACUUCUUAGAGGGGGCCGAGAAUUUAGCUCAAUAUUACAUAAGCCAUUUGCCGGAGGACGGCAUAGCGCCCUGGGAUUUCGAUGUCCCUCACGAUAAGUAUCCGUACAUUCCUCGGGACUCCUCGUCGGCAGCCGUCGCCGCGUCGGGUCUUUUCGAGCUCUUCGGGUUCACGAAGAAUGAGAAGUACUUAAAGACAGCAAAACUUAUUAUGGAGUCAUUGUCUUCGGAUAAAUACAGAGCUGACGGCAAACCAGAGUAUAAAUUGCCGGCACUUAUAACAACCCCACCCGUGGACAACCAGUGGACGGCCGGCUUUUAUCCGGGGGUUCUCUGGCAUCUCUAUAACUAUACAAAGAGUGAUGAGUGGAAACAAUUGGCCACAACUGCUACCGACGCCAUGUAUAACGACCAGUUCAACACAUGGCAACACGACAUCGGCUUCAUGAUAAUGGGCUCCUAUGGCAAUGGAUACGAGUUCACCAAAAACCCUAAUUACCCGAAAAUUAUAGUAAACGCGGCCAACCAUUUUGCCAAACGCUUUAAUCACAAUGUCGGGUGCACCAAAUCGUGGGAUACCCCCAAUCCCAACGAGUUUCUGGUAAUAGUGGACAAUAUGAUGAAUCUGGAGCUACUAUUCGAGGGUUGGAAGCAUUCUGGCAAUAAGACUCUGUACGAUAUGGCGGUCUCCCAUACAAAUGUCACCAUAAGAGAGCACCUGAGGAAAGACUACUCGCACUUCCACGUCGUUUCAUUCAAUCCAUCGACUGGUCAAGUGAUCCGCAAAUACACGGCCACCGGAUAUGCUGACUGGUCGUGUUGGAGUCUGGGACAGGCCUUCCUGGUGGCCGGACUCACCAUUGCCUACAGAUAUACAAAAGCCGAUUACAUCCUAAAGGCAGCCGAAGGUGUGUCCAACUAUUUCAUAGACAAGGCUCCGGCCGAUGGCAUACCGUUGUGGGACUUCGAUGUACCCCACGAUCCCAUCCAUCCCUACAUUCAUAGAGACAGUUCGGCCGCAUCGACAGCCGCGUCCGGACUCAUAGAGCUCUUUGGAUUCACAAAUAAUACGAAAUAUUUGAAUGCUUUCAAUAAAAUCAUGGAUUCAUUGAAUUCUAGUCAAUACAGAGCUGAUGGCAAACCGGAGUACAAAAUACCGGCGCUAAUUGUGAACGGAAUUUUUGGUAAAGAAACUGAUAAGUUACCCUAUCCGUCUGACGGUAGUCCCAUAUCUGCCAAAUGGAAUACAACACCCGGUGUUAAGGGUCAGUGGACGGCCGGCUUUUAUCCUGGAGUUCUCUGGUAUUUAUAUAACUAUACAAAAAGUGAUAAUUGGAAACAAUUAGCGAUUAAAGCCACGGAUGGGGUGUUUGAUGACCAGUUUAAGACAGACUCUCACGACAUUGGCUUUAUGAUAAUGUGCUCAUUUGGAAAGGGAUAUGAGUUCACACAGAAUGAUACCUACCCUAAAGUGAUAGUUACUGCCGCACACAAUUUGGCCACAAGAUUUAGCCCAAAAGUCGGUUGCAUCAGGUCGUGGAACAGUAGCCCUUUCGAUGCCAACCAAAAGGGAGAUUUCCUGGUAAUAGUGGACAAUAUGAUGAAUUUGGAGCUACUAUUCGAGGGCUGGAAACAUACGGGCAAUGAAACCCUCUAUGAUAUCGCUGUCACUCACGCCAACCGUACUCUCAAAGAGCACGUCCGCAAAGACUACAGUAGUUAUCAUAUCGUAGAUUUCAACCAUACCACCGGUGCUGUCAUAAGUAGACUCCAGGGUCAGGGCUAUAACAACUCAUCAACCUGGGCAAGAGGACAGGCAUGGCUUGUGAAUGGAUUCACAACCACUUAUAGAUAUACAAAACAAAAGCACUUCUUAGAGGCGGCCGAGAAUUUGGCUCAAUAUUACAUAAGCCAUUUGCCGGAGGACGGCAUAGCGCCCUGGGAUUUCGAUGUCCCUCACGAUAAGUAUCCGUACAUUCCUCGGGACUCCUCGUCGGCAGCCGUCGCCGCGUCGGGUCUUUUCGAGCUCUUCGGGUUCACGAAGAAUGAGAAGUACUUAAAGACAGCAAAACUUAUUAUGGAGUCAUUGUCUUCGGAUAAAUACAGAGCUGACGGCAAACCAGAGUAUAAAUUGCCGGCACUUAUAGUAAACGCUACUUCUAUGGGACCAAACGCUGCGCCCGGAAAGUCCGAUAUUGCUCUCACUUAUGGCGACUAUUACUUCAUUAGUGCCGUUCAAUAUCUGAAUUAA
Molecule: messenger RNA, 2868 nt
Organism: Oppiella nova
Lineage: Eukaryota; Metazoa; Arthropoda; Arachnida; Sarcoptiformes; Oppiidae
Source: the annotation of a GenBank genome assembly